Molecule: messenger RNA, 2001 nt
Organism: Oldenlandia corymbosa var. corymbosa
Lineage: Eukaryota; Viridiplantae; Streptophyta; Magnoliopsida; Gentianales; Rubiaceae
Source: the annotation of a GenBank genome assembly
AUGGUUAGGAACUCCAAAGGAAAAACUAUUUUGGACUUUGUAUCCACCAUAGAUUCGAUUGAUAAGGUGGAUAACCUUAGAUCCAAGUAUGACUUCCCCUCAGCCCAAGAGGCGAGAGCCCCAUUAGGAAACGAGAGGGCUAACUCUCCUCCAAGGGGAAGAAUUACCGUGUAUGACCGAUUUAUGCAUCUAGGGCUUAGAUUUCUCCUCUACCCCCUGUUUGAGGAGAUUGUUCAACACUAUAGGACUCCUCUCGCUCGUUUUACCCCGAAUUUAAUUACAUUUGUACUGAGGUUUGCGAGAGAUUGGUAUAUCGUGAAAAGACGCCUUAGAGCUGGCGUGAAGAAGAUGGUCGAGGCGUAUGGCGGCUCUCCAGAAUGGAAACCGGACUUUGUGUUUGUAAAGGCGCCUGAAGGUGAUACAGUCAACAUCGAGGGAGCAACCAGAAUUCCCCUCGAGAUCUCUGUUGAAGAAGACCAAGAUGAGCGUGUCACUGUUACUGCUGCCCCUCAGAAGAAAAAGAAGAAGAGGAUCGUGAAGUUGGGUGAUAGGGCAAAAUCCAAGAAGGCCAAGACGGAUGCACCCUCGAAGGAAACCACGCAGCCAGAUAUCAAGACGGUACCCCUUGCCACCGAGUCUAUUCAGAAACCUGUGCCAGAAGUAGGGCCAAGCAUAGUUCCUCCUGCGGCCGAAAAAGGCAAGGGCCCUCUCGAGGGUGAAGUGAUAAUCUUGCCCCCUCAGCUGUUCAAAGGAGAUAAGUGCGGCCUCGAUGGCCUACCUAGUGCAGCUAAGGAAACUUCGAGAGACCUGGCUACAGCUCGGGCGGAAAGGGAUGAGGCGUUAUUCGAGGUGGUUACUCUCGAGGAGAAAGCACGCCAAGUUCAGGUUAAGGAGGCUGAGAUUGCCGAGGUGCAGGCUAAAUAUAACGAGCUGGAUGAGAAGAUGAAAUCAUUCGCCAGCCUGCACAUCUCCAAGGAGGAACUUCAUCAGUGGUGGUUGAAGAGGCUCGACCAGGACAGGCCAAUCAAGGCUAAAUGGUUCAAGCAGCUCCUGAUGAAAGACUCGAAGAAAACCAUGCACGAGGCUAUGGUAAAGGUCUUGACAAGGUUGAGCCUCGAGCAGCUUCCUCUGUGGGGAGCUUUGACUGGCGCCAUGACGAAAAUGAGUUCCCCUGUGGAGAUUGCCUCGUUUCCGGGCGACGUUCCUGUUGUCCUGGCCAAGGGUCCAAGUGAGGAGGAUCCUAUACCCGAGGAAAGUUGGACCGUUCACCGCGUUCACCUCAUGGUGUUAUCGGAAGAGCAAUCGAGAGAGUUCUCGUUAUAUGCUAUGAUUAGCAGGAUUCUGAGAAGUCAUGCUGAUGUGCAUAGCCUCGAGACAGUGGCGCACUUGGAAAGUGACCUGCUCGAUGCCAUGAGGACGCACAAUGUAAAGGUUAACCAACAUCUGAUAAAUGAGAUUAAAGGGCUCCGCGAGGAGAUGCAGCGUCGAGAGGUUCAAAGCCUGAAAGACCACAGUGAUUCUCUGACUUUCGAGGCCGAGAUUCAUGAUGAGUUGGUGACCUUGGAGAAGGAAAACGCUCGGCUUAGGGCAAGACAGCAAAUUACUGUGUCCCCCUGGUUUCUCGAGAAGCAUCAAGUGUUAGCUCGAGUCCAGCACAUGAUUAUGGUUAGGACUCGCUGUUUUAUCACAGCCAUGGAUUUAUUGAAAGAGAGAUCUCGUGAGAUCGAGCUUCUUACAGACUAUAUUCCCCAACUGCAAAAUCUAUUGUUGGAUAACAAUAUUGACUUUGAGGCUUUCGAGCGCCCGGAGGAAAUUGUGGAUCCUCGAACUCGGAGUUCUCGAGAAGAGCUGUUGAUGAGGGUGCACGCUCAGGACACAGAUAUCGUGGACCUUAAGGAUAAAUUAAAUCAGUGUGUGAAUCUCCUUAGCCUGCAUGGGUGUAAGGGGAUUAUUCAUCCCUCCCCCGACAAUCCUGUCAGGGAGGUGCUUGUAAUAGUGUAG